Molecule: messenger RNA, 570 nt
Organism: Symbiodinium necroappetens
Lineage: Eukaryota; Dinophyceae; Suessiales; Symbiodiniaceae
Source: the annotation of a GenBank genome assembly
AUGUGGGCGACGACGUACCGAGUGACUCUGAAGAAGCAGGCCUUGGAGGAACGCUUCGGGAUCGUGAUCACAUACACCAAACGUGGUGAAGGCUUGCUGAUCAAAGACGUGGGCCAGGAGUCUGCAGUCUUGCAAUGGACCCGGGAGCAUCCCGAUCGUCCUAUCCGCAUCGGCUGCGCCAUCCUCGCCAUAAAUGGGGAAGAUCAGAUUGAGCCCAUGCUGGAGCAGCUGCACAUGUCCUGCAAGCUGGAUUUGCUGAUCACCGCAGAACUGACUGCCAGCCAGCAGCAGACGCUGCAUAGGUCACUGCAGAAGACAGUACCCUCCUUCGUGGUGGAGUCGCUUCCUCGUGUUGCAGCGGACGAAAGCGCCGAGAAGGACGUCUGUGCAAUCUGCUUUGAAGAGUUGGAGGGCGACGGAGAUGUGGGCUCCCUGCCGGCGCAGCUGCCUUGUGGGCACCUCUUUCACGCUCCCUGCGUGAAGACCUGGCUGGUGACAAGGAGCCGUCGCUGCCCGAUGUGCAACCAGGAUGUGGAGCUGAAGCUCCAGAAUGCGCCGCUACCUCGCGAG